AGAUGAUACAGUAACAUGUCUUGUGUUGAGCAAUUUAACUACAAACCCCACGAUGCCUUGUAUUUCCUGCCACAGAAAAAGCUCCCUCUGACAGCUCUGUCCCAGGCCAUGCAGGAUGGAGGAAGCCAGCUGGGGGAGGAGUCACUGAUUGGUAAGAUGAUGGAUGUGUGUGGGGAGGCAGAGAGCAGACUAGCGUCUGAGCUGAUGCAACACGAGGUCCAGCUAGAGAGAGACAUCCUCGAACCUCUCAACCAGCUAGCAGAGGUGGACAUUCCCAACAUCCUGAGACAGAGGAAACAGCUGGCUAAGCUAGUGCUAGACUAUGACUCAGCCAGAGCCAGGUGGUUGCAGGCAAGCAAGUCUAUUCACUUUUCCACAAACUACCAGGCCACUGUCGCCAAGGUUGAGACUCUCAAAGACGAGAUGGACGAGGCCCUGAACAAAGUGGAGAUGUGUAAGGACCAGCUGUCUGCUGACAUGUAUAACUUCUCCUCCAAGGAGGGAGACUACGCCCGCUACUAUGUUAUUUUGGUAGAGGCCCAGGCUGACUACCACAGGAGGUCUCUGGCUGCUCUGGAAGGAGUCCUGCCGACCAUACAGGCACAGAACGACUCAUGGAUGGAGAAGCCUGCGUACGGCACGGCUCUGGAAGAGCACCUGAAGAGGAGUAACCGUGAGAUCGCCCUGCCCUUAGAGGCCUGUAUCAUGAUGCUCCUGGAGACUGGCAUGAAGGAGGAGGGUUUGUUCCGAAUCGCUGCUGGGGCCUCCAAACUAAAGAAGCUGAAGGCAGCCCUGGACUGUUCCACCUCCCAGUUAGAGGAGUUUUACUCCGACCCCCAUGCUGUAGCUGGAGCUCUGAAGUCCUACCUCAGAGAGCUGCCUGAACCCCUUAUGACCUUCGCACUGUAUGAUGAGUGGACACAAGCCUCCAAUGUGUCUGACCCAGACAGGAGACUUCAGGCUUUGUGGGUGGCAUGUGACGGUUUGCCAAAGAACCACAAGGCCAACUUUAGGUAUCUGGUAAAGUUCCUAGCCAAGCUGGCCCAGGACAGUGAGGUGAAUAAGAUGACUCCCAGUAACAUCGCCAUAGUGCUGGGACCCAACCUGCUCUGGUCCAAGACUGAGGGGACUCUGGCAGAGAUGGCUGCUGCUACCUCGGUCCAUGUGGUGGCCAUCAUAGAACCCAUCAUCCAGCACGCUGACUGGUUCUUCCCAGAUGACGUGGACUUUAACGUGUCGGGCAUGUUCGUGGCCAUGACCCCUGAACCUGACCCAGGCCCUUUCGAGAGGCGACGCCCCGGAAGCCUGGUGGACGGGGACACUCCCCGCAAAGACAGCCCCGCUCCUAACAAACUGGGUGACCCCACCCCCACCCCACGUAGAGCUGCCACUCUAAAUAGAAAACAGCACCAUCAUGCCUCUUCGCCCGCCUUCCAGCCCCCUCUACCACCGCCAGAGGCUGGAGGCGUCCCCCAGACCCAGCCUGUGGCUGAGCCCCAGACCCAGGAGCAAACUCUGUGUGGGAGUACGGAGGCUGGCCAGCCUGGCCUGGCUGGGGGUGGUGGUGGUGGUGGUAGUGGGGGUCAAGGUCAGGGUGGGGCACCAGAGGUCCAGGUGGCCACAGGGCAGCAGCCUCUGCCUCUUACCCAGCACAGCGCUGAGGAGAGCAGCCCUGGCCAUGACCCCACCUCCACCCCCCCUCCCCUGAGGAACGGGGGCUCCCAGCUCACCGUGGGGACGCCCCACUCCCAGGCAGGAUGCAGGGGUCCCAGCCCCCACAUUGGACGCAGAGGUACUAAGAAGCAAGCCCCUGCCCCACCCAAACAAGCCAACCCCUUUGUAGCUAAUGUCUCCACCCUUGGCCACAGUCCCGCGUCUAACAACCCCUACCCCCUCAUCGCUCCACGACGCCACUCUGGUAAAGAAACCCCCCUCCACGCCCCCAGCCACCCGCCCCCACAGCCCCCACAAGCCCCCCAGUCUCAGGGGGAGUCAGACCCCUCUCCGCCUCACACCCCCACACCCCCUAGCACCCCUCCUCACGAUGGUCCAACCUCCACCCCCUUCACCCCUCUAUCCUCCUUCCACUCUGGCUCCCUCCCUCGCCCCACCAGGCCGGCUCCGAAGCCACGCUCCCGACCUACAGUUCCCCCGCCCCGUCAGCCGCCCACCAAUGACGACAGCAACGGGACCUGCGGCUCCGCCUCCAAGGUCAUCACCGAUGCCAGCCUGAACUUGAAGGGGAUUGGCCGAGCCCUUAUCCCUGAAAUUACGGUGGGCAUACAAGGGGAGAGCUCUGCUGGUCAUGAGCCCGCCCCCUCUCCAACCCCACCCUCGGACCCUGAGAUCCAAUCAGAGAGCACCAGUCUGUGAAAGCGGGAGGGAUCACUCCAACUGACAUCACCAAAAAAACAUUCUGCCUCUGCCCAAUUGGUCAAUAUGCUAGCCAUUCGUCCAAUCGCCGUAGUCAGAGUCAGCUCUGAGCCUCUACAGACUGGACCAUACAAACUCCCUGUGCUCAAUCAAUCCAGUGAGCAAUAAUGUCUGCAACAAACAAUCCCUAGCCAACAUUACUCUCUACAACAAUACAGGGACUAGACAACCUUCUCUAGCUCCAAAAUCCAAACUCAACACUGUUGGCACCCACCCAACACCAACACCCUUCCAUAAACCAUCAACCCUGAACAGUAUUGGAACUGGACCACAGGAUCACCCCAUGUUCAUUGAACCUUCAACCUGCUAAACAUGAUAUAUAUAUAUAUAACCACUGAACUCCAAUGCUGGCGAAGCUGUAAUGUUAUGACCCAGUACCUGGAAGCAUCUGAUGCAAAUCUGAAUAUACUGUUUCAUCGUUGAUCUUUGGAUCCAUUGUAGAAUGCUGACAUUGAAUUGGGGCUGGGUGGGAGGCUAAGCUUGUAAACCUAUAAGCUCAGAACUAGUAUGUUUGUAUUAUGCAGCUUUCCUCCCUGUGGUACAUUGUAUGGUGGUUGUAGGAAUGUUUUUUUGAAUGGAAAUUGCUCAUUUGUAUACAUGUCCUCAAUGCAUUACCUAAGAUUGUCUACAAAACUGCAAUUUUGCCCCAUUUGAGAACUUUCUUUAAUGGUUUUUAAUGGGCCAAAUAAUACAAAUGUAAUGCAGAAAGUGCUAUUGAUGAGCAAAUAUACAUGGUGAGCCCAAAGAAUCCUAUAAAGUGCCCUACUUGAUUUGAUGAGAGCUCAAGGACCAAAGAUGCCAGUUGAUUAAUAACUACAUUUGGUGAGUGUGCUGCUUUGUGUUUCUAAUAUAAAUGUUUUAAUAAAUAGUUGCCAAGGACCAAAUAAGUAUCAGUGAGGAGUGCAAUUGAAGUAACUGGAUUUGUUUCAUAGUGUGCCUUCUCCACUCCCAAUAUUCACCCUGUUUCAUAGUGUGCCUUCUCCACUCCCAAUAUUCACCCUGUUUCAUUCGUUUCAUAGUGUGCCUUCUCCACUCCCAAUAUUCACCCUGUUUCAUUUGUUUCAUAGUGUGCCUUCUCCACUCCCAAUAUUCACCCUGUUUCAUUCGUUUCAUAGUGUGCCUUCUCCACUCCCAAUAUUCACCCUGUUUCAUUUGUUUCAUAGUAUGCCUUCUCCACUCCCAAUAUUCACCCUGUUUCAUUCGUUUCAUAGUGUGCCUUCUCCACUCCCAAUAUUCACCCUGUUUCAUUCGUUUCAUAGUGUGCCUUCUCCACUCCCAAUAUUCACCCUGUUUCAUUUGUUUCAUAGUAUGCCUUCUCCACUCCCAAUAUUCACCCUGUUUCAUUUGUUUCAUAGUGUGCCUUCUCCACUCCCAAUAUUCACCUUGUUUCAUAGUGUGCCUUCUCCACUCCCAAUAUUCACCCUGUUUCAUUCGUUGUUUUUAACCUGUCUUACCUCAAUAUACUAUAGGACCGAGUUUUAUUCAACCCCAAUCAAACCAUGUGAUACAUUGUUAUUGACAGAGCUGAAUUCAAACAAAAUAGUCACCCCUGCCAAAAAGGUGUAUACCAGUCACAGAUUUCCCCUUUAAAAGAAAAGUGAUGGAUUGGACAUUUCCUGCCACAGAUUUUUUAUUUGAGAAGUUAUUUGUUUUGAUAUCCAUUUUGAUUUAAUUUAGCUCAGGAAAUGGACAAGCAACAACCCAACAGAACAAUAUCCCAGGUUUUAUUUUAUGAUUACUAUUCAAAUUAAGGAUAUUAUGUUGACAAUCUUUAGUGGGUAACUUGGCUUGUCACUAUGCUUUCGAUUAUUGCCUUUUGUUUCACUACAUUGCACGUUUUGAAUGUGAUUUGCGUAGCUUUUUUUCUGCCCGUGUCUUUUCAACCUGAACAAAGAUUUUCGAUAAUGAGUGAAUGGAACCUCCACUGUUUGUUCAUAUUAAAGGAAAAUAGUUUUGGGUAUUAUUACUCCAAAUAAAGAAAACAAAACAUGACUUAAAA
This is a messenger RNA of Salvelinus namaycush (lake trout), 4432 nucleotides long. RefSeq names its product rho GTPase-activating protein 17-like. The transcript has 17 exons. Gene Ontology annotation, biological process: regulation of Rac protein signal transduction; regulation of actin cytoskeleton organization; signal transduction. Lineage: Eukaryota; Metazoa; Chordata; Actinopteri; Salmoniformes; Salmonidae. The record is from RefSeq and is a predicted model, not a curated record. Gene Ontology annotation, cellular component: cytosol; intracellular anatomical structure; cytoplasm. Gene Ontology annotation, molecular function: GTPase activator activity; protein binding. Bases 16 to 2373 code for a protein of 785 amino acids.